Tripterygium wilfordii is the source of this 1734-nucleotide messenger RNA. Its product is annotated as E3 ubiquitin-protein ligase RGLG3-like. The transcript is spliced from 12 exons. The coding region runs from base 279 to 1457 and encodes 392 amino acids. The record is from RefSeq and is a predicted model, not a curated record. Lineage: Eukaryota; Viridiplantae; Streptophyta; Magnoliopsida; Celastrales; Celastraceae.
ACAUCGACCGGAAUGACGAAAGUCGGCUUGUCGUCGCAAGAAAUUUCCAGGAGCAGGAGACUAAAAAAAUGGAAUAUACGUCUCAAACAUGUGCACUGCACGCAAAAGCUAAGUCAGCUCUCUUUGUCUGGUCAAUAUAUGUAUCCUUCGAAACCUGAAAAUAACCAAAAGCUAAGCGGAGAAAAAAGCGGAAUCUGCAUAAUCCACUUUGAGCUUUGAAUCUCAGCUUUGCGACCUCUAUCUGGUUCUCUCAAUUACAGGUGUAGAUUUGAUUGAAAAUGGGGAAUGGGGAAUCAACAUAUGAUGAGCCUCGCGACGAAGUCCCACCUCAUCAACCGCCCUCCUAUGCAGGAAGUUCAAUGAAUCAUACAACCUAUCAACCUAAGCAGCAGUCCACAUACAUAACAGACAACUUCAGCACUUUGGAUGAGGUGAUAUCUGCACUCAGAGAAGCCGGCCUUGAAUCAUCAAAUUUGAUCCUUGGUAUUGAUUUCACAAAGAGCAAUGAGUGGACAGGAAGGUAUUCAUUUCACAGGAAAAGCCUCCAUGCAAUUGGUAACACGCUGAAUCCAUAUGAACAAGCAAUUUCAAUUAUUGGUCGCACAUUGUCUCCUUUCGACGAAGAUAAUUUGAUACCGUGUUUUGGUUUUGGUGAUGCUUCGACACACGAUAAACAUGUGUUCAGCUUCUAUCCUGAUCACCGACCUUGUCUUGGAUUUGAAGAAGCUCUGACACGAUACAGAGAGAUUGUUCCAUACUUAAAGCUUUCAGGUCCAACUUCCUUUGCUCCAGUUAUUGAUACAGCGAUUGAUAUUGUUGAGAAAAGCAAUGGGCAGUAUCAUGUUCUUGUUAUUAUUGCAGAUGGCCAGGUUACACAGAAUGCUACAUCACCUGGAAGAUACAGUCCUCAAGAACAAGCAACUCUGAACUCCAUAGUCACUGCUAGCCAGUAUCCCCUUUCAAUCAUUUUGGUUGGUGUGGGGGAUGGACCUUGGGAUGCAAUGCAACAAUUUGAUGAUAACAUCCCUCAACGCUCAUUUGAUAACUUUCAGUUUGUCAACUUCACAAAAAUUAUGUCUGAGAACAUGGACCAAUUAAAGAAGGAAGCAGCUUUUGCUCUUGCUGCCCUCAUGGAAAUUCCCUCACAGUACCAAGCAACCCAAAGCCUUCACACAGCGAGUAGAGAAUUUGUCGGUGGUCUACCUACAAGGCCACUACCACCUCCACGUGAAGUAAUCGAUCAUGAUAAUGUAGUCAGUUCACGACCACAGAUGACAACUUUUGAAACAGAUGAACCAGCAGCCCCAGUAGAAUUGGUCUGCCCUAUCUGCUUAACAAAUCCAAAGGACAUGGCUUUUGGUUGCGGCCAUACGACUUGUAGGGACUGUGGUGUGAGCAUUUCAACGUGUCCAAUUUGUCGACAAAAUAUAACUACGCGCCUGAGACUAUAUACUUGAGCUGGAGAUUACUUCCUCAUCUUCGAGAUUGAAGCGCAUGUGUGGGUACAGCAUUGUGCAUACCAUCACCAUAGGUUUGAAAAUUGCACACAGCAUUAUUUACCUAAUGGUCAGCAACAAACCUCUCUUUCCUAAAAUAUAUAUCUUUGCUAAAUGGUUUUAGGGCAGUUGAUGGCAUUUAUAUUCCAGUGGCCUUUUUUUUUUCAUUUUUAUUUUCGAUUAUGUUGUUGUAAAAUUAUAAUGCAAUGAAAUAUUUAUUUGCUAAUCUUCUAAGUGA